AUGUACAGAGAAACUUUCGCACGUAAUUAUAAAUGUAUCUUUUCCACAUUUACACGCGUAUCGCAUAUCUAUCCCUGUGCGAAAUCAUUUGGUAGAAUUUCUGCAUUAACACCAAUACGAAUUCGAGAAUAUGCAUCUGGCAAUACUAAAGAAGAGGAAGUCAUGGCACGAAUGGAAUCCAUGCGUGCGAAGGCACAUUUGGGAGGCGGCAUGAAUAGAAUUAUCACUCAACAUAAAAAGGGCAAGCUAACCGCUCGGGAACGCAUUGAUUUACUCUUGGAUCCGGGAUCUUUUCAUGAAUAUGAUACUUUUGUAGAACAUCAAUGUACAGAUUUUGGUAUGGAAAAAAACAAGAUCAUUGGUGAUGGUGUAGUUACUGGACAUGGCACGAUAAAUGGCCGAAGAAUUUUUGUAUUUUCUCAAGACUUUACUGCUUUUGGCGGUAGUUUGUCAAAAAUGCAUGCCCAAAAGAUUUGUAAAAUAAUGGAUAAAGCUGUAUUGGUUGGUGCGCCAGUUGUUGGCCUGAAUGAUUCUGGUGGUGCGCGUAUUCAAGAAGGUGUAGAUUCCCUUGCUGGAUAUGCAGACAUUUUUCAAAAGAAUGUCUUAUCAUCUGGUGUUGUACCUCAGAUAUCAUUGAUCAUGGGUCCAUGUGCUGGUAAGAUUCAUUGUUUAUUAAAGUUUUCAAAAUUAACAACAGCAUAUCCCGGAUAUGAUGAAAUUAAAUUACAUUUUGUAGGUGGUGCUGUGUACUCUCCAGCUCUUACCGACUUUACCUUCAUGGUACGUGACACAUCAUACUUGUUUGUCACGGGUCCUGAUGUAGUCAAGGCAGUUACAAAUGAAGAUGUGACGCAAGAAGAGCUCGGUGGUGCGAAAGCACAUACUGUUAAGUCAGGUGUUGCACACAACGCCUUUGAAAAUGACAUCGAGGCUUUACAGCGCAUUCGCGACUUUAUGGAUUUCUUACCGCUUUCAAAUCGAGAUCAAGCUCCUAUUCGUCACACCGAUGACCCCAUAACCCGUGAAGACUCAUCUCUUAAUCAUAUUAUUCCUAUUGAUUCCACAAAAGCGUAUGAUGUACGUGAUGUUAUCAUGCGUCUCGUGGAUGAUACCAACUUUUUUGAAAUUAUGCCAGACUACGCUAAAAACAUUGUCAUAGGGUUUGCCCGGAUGGGUGGUCAAACUGUUUCUAUUGUUGGAAAUCAGCCAUUAGUAUCAUCGGGAGUUUUAGAUAUAAAUUCCUCUGUGAAAGGUUCUAGAUUUGUUCGAUUUUGUGAUGCUUUUAACAUUCCAAUUAUCACAUUGGUGGACGUACCUGGUUUUCUUCCUGGAACCGCCCAAGAACAUAAUGGCAUUAUUCGCCAUGGUGCCAAAUUACUUUAUGCAUAUGCAGAGGCAACUGUCCCAAAAAUCACAAUUAUCUUGCGAAAAGCAUAUGGAGGAGCUUAUGAUGUUAUGUCUAGUAAACAUCUUCGUGGCGAUAUAAAUUAUGCAUGGCCAACAGGUGAAAUUGCCGUUAUGGGAGCAAAGGGGGCUGUUGAAAUUAUAUUUCGACAUGUUGAAGACCGAACGCAAGCAGAAAAGGAAUAUAUUGACAAGGUUUGUAAUUAUUUCUUUGCUAAUCCGAUACCUGCAGCUCAGCGAGGUUUCCUUGAUGAUGUCAUAUUACCUUCCACAUCACGAAAAAAAAUUAUCGAGGAUUUGGCGGUUUUAAAGCGUAAAAGUUUACCACUUAUUUAUAAAAAACACGACAAUAUGCCUCUAUAA
Messenger RNA from Cetraspora pellucida, 1767 nucleotides. Lineage: Eukaryota; Fungi; Glomeromycota; Glomeromycetes; Diversisporales; Gigasporaceae. The record is from the annotation of a GenBank genome assembly.